ACUAAGCCUGGGCAGAAUGCUCGUAAAGUAGCAACUUAAGUGGCAGUGUUUAUUCUGAAAUUUUCAAGCAACCAGAGUGUCUUAGGCAAACUUUUAUAAAAUAGCCCUUAUCCAGGGUUUCUCUAACGAAUCCCAAGAAGACAGAAGAAUGGAGAGGCUGCGAAGGUUUAUGUCAGGGAAGGAUGAGUAUCAGUUUCAACAUCAGGGAGCGGUGGAGCUGCUUGUCUUUAAUUUUUUGCUCAUCCUUACCAUUUUGACAAUCUGGUUAUUUAAAAAUCAUCGAUUUCGCUUCUUGCAUGAAACUGGAGGAGCGAUGGUGUAUGGACUCAUAAUGGGAUUAAUAUUACGAUAUGCUACAGCACCAACUGAUAUUGAAAGUGGAACUGUCUAUGAUUGUGGGAAACUGGCCUUCAGUCCAUCAACUCUGCUGAUUAAUAUCACUGACCAAGUUUAUGAAUAUAAAUACAAAAGGGAAAUAAGCCACCACAACAUCAAUCCCCACCAAGGCAAUGCUAUACUUGAAAAGAUGACAUUUGAUCCAGAAAUCUUCUUCAAUGUUUUACUGCCACCGAUUAUAUUUCAUGCAGGAUACAGCCUAAAGAAGAGACACUUUUUUCGAAACUUAGGCUCUAUUUUAACAUACGCCUUCUUGGGAACUGCCAUCUCCUGUAUCGUCAUAGGGCUGAUUAUGUAUGGCUUUGUGAAGGCUAUGGUAUAUGCUGGCCAACUGAAAAACGGAGACUUUCAUUUCACUGACUGUUUAUUUUUUGGCUCAUUGAUGUCUGCUACAGAUCCAGUGACAGUGCUGGCCAUUUUCCAUGAACUGCACGUCGACCCCGACCUGUAUACACUUUUGUUUGGAGAGAGUGUGUUGAAUGAUGCAGUGGCCAUAGUCCUUACAUAUUCUAUAUCCAUUUACAGUCCCAAGGAGAAUCCAAAUGCAUUUGAUGCUGCAGCAUUCUUCCAGUCCGUGGGGAAUUUCCUGGGAAUCUUCGCUGGCUCAUUUGCAAUGGGGUCUGCAUAUGCUGUUGUCACAGCCCUGUUGACCAAAUUUACCAAACUGUGCGAGUUCCCCAUGCUGGAAACGGGCCUGUUUUUCCUGCUGUCCUGGAGCGCCUUCCUGUCUGCCGAGGCCGCCGGCCUGACAGGGAUAGUUGCUGUUCUCUUCUGUGGAGUCACACAGGCACAUUAUACCUACAACAAUCUGUCAUCGGAUUCCAAAAUGAGGACUAAACAGUUGUUUGAAUUUAUGAAUUUUUUGGCUGAGAAUGUUAUCUUCUGUUACAUGGGCCUGGCGCUGUUCACGUUCCAGAAUCAUAUCUUUAAUGCUCUUUUUAUACUUGGAGCCUUUCUAGCAAUUUUUGUUGCCAGAGCCUGCAACAUCUAUCCCCUCUCCUUCCUCCUGAAUCUGGGCCGAAAACAAAAGAUCCCCUGGAAUUUCCAGCAUAUGAUGAUGUUCUCAGGCUUGCGAGGUGCCAUAGCAUUUGCCUUAGCUAUUCGGGACACAGAAUCGCAGCCCAAGCAAAUGAUGUUUACCACCACACUGCUCAUUGUUUUCUUCACAGUCUGGGUAUUUGGAGGAGGAACGACGCCCAUGCUGACGUGGCUGCAGAUCAGAGUUGGCAUAGACCUGGAUGAGUCGCUGAAGGAGGAACCCUCCUCACAACAGGAAGCAAAUAACUUGGAUAAAAACACGACAAAAACGGAGAGUGCGUGGCUCUUCAGAAUGUGGUAUGGCUUUGACCACAAAUAUCUGAAGCCAAUCUUAACCCAUUCUGGUCCUCCACUGACCUCAACGUUACCUGAAUGGUGCAACCCAAUUUCCAGGCUGCUCACCAGUCCCCAGGCCUAUGGGGAGCAGCUGAAAGAGGAUGAUGUGGAGUGCAUUGUAAAUCAGGACGAACUAGCCAUGAACUAUCAGGAGCAAGCCGCCUCACCCUGCAGUCCUCCUGCAAGGCUGGGUCUGGACCAGAAAGCGUCACCCCAGACUUCAAGCAAGGACAACAUUUAUGAGGGGGACCUUGGCCUCGGGGGCUAUGAACUCAAGAUGGAACCAACUCCCAGUCAAUCCCAGCUGAAUAAAUUGGCAUGAGCAGUGCAAAUGUAAUCACAAGUAAUGCAGGGCUCACAGAGGAAUACAAGGCAAGCUGAUGAGGCAGUGUAAGGGAGAGGCUGGAAAAUGUAUUAAAAGCAUAAAUUGGAGAGAAUCAAAACCUUGUCACAUCUAUCCUCUGGUGCCUGGAGAAAUGAGAAUUUAUUAUCAUGGCUCUCUAUUAUGCAAUUGAAUUUAAUUUUUUGACAGCAUCCAUUUUUAUUAAUGAAUUGGGAGGGAUGAAGAGGGAAGGGAGUGAGGACUCUAACUGCUAUAAGGAGGAAAUAUUUAUUUGAGUCUGCAAGGUGUUUCUUCUCUGUAUACAGCUUCCUAGGUCCUGAGAUUUUGGAUUUUAUUCUCUUCAUUAAGGAGAGUUAAUUUUUUUAAAAAGAAGAGCUUCUGAGUGUAAACUGUUGCUCCUAAGCUAAGGGAAUGUCCAGUUUUUAGUGAUAUGUGUUGUAUUUUUAAGGCCUAGACUUUCACUUGCUAUUUGAAGAGCUCAGAUAAGUGCUCCAUUCCCACUGUUGACAGUCUAACAGAACCCACGCGGCACCAGGGGUGGGGGCCAUUAUUCUUGGUGGCACCCUUUACGAGCUGCUUCUCCCGUUUGUCAAAGGGAUCGCGGACACCUGGGUGGCUCAGCGCUAAAUGCAGUGUCGAUUUCCAGCUUAGUAGGACCGUUUCAGGGAACGCUGAUUUCUUUUUCUUUUCCCCAUACCGUGUUUUCCCCUGAAAAAGAGCCUCCCUGUCUUUGCUCGCGUUGUGAGUCACUUCUCCACUCAGAGAUGUUUCUACAAGAGACUGUGCAGGAGACCCCGACAGGCGCCUGGCCUGCAAUUGCAGCGCGCGCUGCGGCUCGGCCGCGCAGGCGCAGUGGGGAGAGGCGCAGAGCCGGCUGUCCAGACACAGAGAGUCCAGGACUCGGCGUCAGGACUCCGCACCCCGGACUCCCCACCCCUCCACCCCCAAGGCUGCUCAUCGCGGCCCGCUUUCCAGAGACCAACGAAACAGCUUUUAAUUCAGCUGCAUGACCUGUGCCUUUUAAGCCUUAAAGAUACCUCAAGCCUGGCUUCUCCCGUAUUAAACUCCAAAAAGCAGGCCCCAGUCUUAAAGGUGCCCAGGCUAGGAUGAGCCCGCUUUCGAGGGAGGUAGGGAAUGCCGCCUGCCCCACGCCCAGAGCUUGGAAGUAACCUCUGCCUUGCUGACCACUUCUUAGGCCUUAAACAUUAACCGCGGUGGUGUCGGCACACUGCUGUGCACAUCGAUUUUUCUCGCUUUCUGAACAAUAGAAUCCGAGGCACGGAUUGUAAGGAUAGACUGAUUACUCCAGGUAAAUAAGACACAUGGUGAAGCAUGACGUUUUCUAAUUUGACUUAAUCCUAAAUAAAAGUUUGUCUUAAGGUA
Molecule: messenger RNA, 3496 nt
Organism: Choloepus didactylus (southern two-toed sloth)
Lineage: Eukaryota; Metazoa; Chordata; Mammalia; Pilosa; Megalonychidae
Gene: SLC9A9
Product: solute carrier family 9 member A9
Exons: 16
Coding region: 149-2092 (647 amino acids)
Biological process (GO): regulation of pH; proton transmembrane transport; sodium ion transport
Cellular component (GO): membrane; recycling endosome
Molecular function (GO): sodium:proton antiporter activity
Source: RefSeq, a predicted model, not a curated record